Molecule: messenger RNA, 1226 nt
Organism: Cuscuta europaea
Lineage: Eukaryota; Viridiplantae; Streptophyta; Magnoliopsida; Solanales; Convolvulaceae
Source: the annotation of a GenBank genome assembly
UGCCAGUGACGCUCUAUCCUCACCGCCAAACGCCGUCUCCUCGUCGUUGCCUAGCCGCGGUUCCACAUCAGUUGCAGCGGGCCGGGUCAGUUGCAGCGGGCCUGGAUGCCGAACGCCGCUUCUCCUCACGGCUGAGCUUCGUUUCCACAUCCGUUGCAGCAGGACGCCGAACGCCACUUCUGCAUCUGCACCCACCGACUCUCAAUCUAGUUUCGUGGCUCUCGAGGGGAGGAUGAGAGCUAGUAUACUACUCCCUAGUUGGGAAGUUGUUACGGAGGGAGUUAAAAACCAGAUUUGGGAGGCCAUCCAGCUCACUUUUGACGUCCCUAAUACUCAUGAACUGAGAAGAAGAUGGAUAUCAUAUGCUGGUAAUAGGUGGACGGGAUUCAAGACAUUUUUGACAUCAUCUUACAUAUUUGGCGAUCGAUCUGGGGAAAACCCCACAGAAAAGUAUCAAUGGAUAAGUGCUGAGACUUGGCAAGAGUUUGUACGAAGUAGAAAAGACCCAACUUUUCUGGAGCGCAGGAAAAAGGCACAGGAAAUCCAAGCUCAUAAUGACUGUCCUCACAUAUUGUCCCGAGGUGGAUAUGACCUGUUAGAAAAAAAACUUAUGGCUGAGAAAUUAAAAGAAUAUGAAGAAGCUUCUCUGGCUAAUCCUUCAUUGGGGCUGAAAGCUCCUUCUCCCAUACCCCGUCAUGUGAAAUGGAAGCAAGGCCGAAUCAGACGAACAGGCAAGUAUACAUCAAAGAGGUCUCUCGAGAUCGGAGAAAAAAUUUUGAGGAGGAAAAGCAAGGGACCUUUGCUCCCAUCGGUCGUGAUGAUAUCUUAACGGCGGCUACUGAACGUCCUGAGCACCCAGGUCGUGUACGUGGUGCUAGAACAGGUGUUGGUAUUCUUUCACACUUUGGACCCUUAGCACGUCAAGGUCAUAAAUCCACACUUUUGACCAUAAAUGACGUUGAUCGAAUCAAGAAGGAGAUGCAGCAGGAGGUAACACAACAGGUAACAAUACAAGUAACACAACAGGUAACUGAACAAUUGUCACGAGUAUUUGCUCAGCAGCUUCAAGAUGAACUUAAGAGAAUGGGUUUAACCCAACAACCAGAACUGCACACAGAGGCACGCCGCACUCGUUCUCCUACACAUGUCAGUACAAAAGGGAGCAAUGCUCCAGAGGAUAUCUCUGAGUCGGAUGAUGAGCUAUCCCGACUUUAUGUGGAUACCCC